AGCGAGAAGUGAGCAAGCGCUAAAUUCAAAAUUCAAAACAGCUGAGGAGCGUGUGGCGUCUGGCGACAGAGAGAGAGAGAGCGGAGAGACUUUUACUCCCUCAUCAGACAAAUAAAGAAGAAAGACAAAGAGGAUUGUGCUUUCAUUUAAGUCUAUAUCAGGAUGGACCCGUUCACGGAGAAACUGUUAGAACGCACACGUGCUCGUAGAGAAAAUCUGCAGAGGAAGAUGGCGGAGAGACCAACAGCGGCCAACCGUCCAAUGGCUAAAAGGACAAGAGAGCCACUUACAGACACAAACAGUGUCAUAAGUGAGCCGACCAUUGAAAAAGCACUUCCCUCUUCCAAGCCAUCCCCCUCAAAGCGUCGCUGUUCAGAUGAAAAUGCUCUCCUUUCUGAAGAAGAAAACAAACAACCAGUGGCCUUGCAUGUGACCGCCUCUGAGCCCAUGACGGACAAGAAGCCACCCCUGGUGCCAAGCAGUGCUCAUCCCAUGCCCAUGGAGCAAAGGUCUGCUCAUUGUACACCAGAACCAGAGGUGCUGCCCACUCGACCUCCUUCAGACACUGAAAAGUUAAUGCGCCCUCCUCAGUCUCCAGCAAAAAGCACAGAUAAGCAUGCUGCUCUAGAUGGAGCCAAAGAGGCACAGAAAGAUGCACCAACCCCAGGCAUCUCCAGCAUGAGAUCUCGACUACAGAGACUGGCUGAGCAAAGGCAGUACUGGGACUCUGAAGGGACCUCAGAAACAAUCCCAGAGAGUGUAGUUUUAUCUCCUCUGAAGUCUCACAAAGUGGAUCUCCCUCCUGCUACUCCAACAAACUCUGAGCUCCCCGUUGGAAGAAAGGGUAGACUGGCGAACCUUGCUGCCACAAUUGGUUCCUGGGUAGGGGUCAAGUCAUUUUUGGAGCGUUUUGGAGAAAGGUGCCAGGAGCACAACCAGAAUUCUCCCUCCGCAUUAGGAGGUCAAGGCCACACACCUGUGGCUACUCCCUCUGCCACCCCCAAGUACAGGCUACUCCAGGAGAGGCUGGGGUGCGCCCAGGCCACCUCUACCACAGCUGUCCUUACUCAGAAGCAGAAAAUGGAGCGAGAGGCAGAACUGGCACAAAUUCGUAAUCGAUUUCAAAAAGGCAACAUGUUGAGGAGCAAAGAGGAUCUUAGUAAGGUCAAGAAUGACCCUGAAAACAAGGAAAUUGAACUGUCUGUUCAGAGUCAGACUUCUGUGCCAGUGCAUUAUAAUGAGCCUUCUACGCCAGUGCCUGAAGUACUCAACAGCCCUUCUAAAUAUAGUGAAAAAGAGAAGGAGUGUGCUCUUCCAAGCCCUGCAAAGAAAGUUGCAUUUAAAGAAGAGAUUCCUAUAGUGAAAGAGCAAGAGGAAGUGAAAGCCGAAAGGAGGGCCGCCCUCAAGGCUGAUUUGGACCAGUUAAAAGCAGAAGGUCCAACAGCCCAAAAGAAAAGCACAAGCAGUGCCCAGGCGGAUAUGGGUUUACCUGCUUCUAAAGGGUCCAUCUCACUGCUGGAGCUGCGACUCCCUUUGAAGGCUGACUUUAUCUGUUCUUCUGCCAACAAGCCUGAAUGUGGAAACCAUUACUUCUUUGUGAUGAUCCGUGCUGGAGCUGAGAACACAGUGGCAACUCCUCUUGCAAGCGCACACACUGGUCUAAGUGGCGAUGCUUUGACCUUCUCCACCAAAUUUACUUUGUCUGAUGUCUCUAAUGACUUUGAGAUUGAUAUUGAGGUGUACUGUUUUGUUCAGAAACGGGAGCUGAACCCUGACAAGAGGAAAAAGCCCAACAAGUCAAAGGCUAUCACACCAAAAAGGUUUCUUGCUAUCUCUAAGAGCAACCUCCAAACACCUGUUGUGGCUAGCCCCGGUGGUCCAAACGCAGUGCGCACCAGUAGCUUUGUACUUGUCGGAUCACACAAGCUAACUCUAGCCUCUAUUGGGAAAAACAAAUUCCUGCUGGAGAAGAUCAAAUAUGAAGGGGUUGAAAGAGAGCUGCUCAGUGACAUGUUUCACAAAAAGGUACCUUUCCUUUGUUCUUUGGAGGGGCACAUAUACCUGAAAAUGCAGUGCCAGGUUGGAUCACGGAUAGAGGAACAAGGCUUCCUGACUAUGUUUGAGGAUGUCAGUGGAUUUGGAGCCUGGCACAGGAGGUGGUGUGUCCUUUCAGGAUACUGCAUCUCUUUUUGGACCUACCCUGAUGAUGAAAAACGAAAGAAGCCAAUUGGUCGCGUUAACCUUGCCAACUGUACGAGUCGUAAAGUGGAGCCGGCAAACAGAGAGUUCUGUGCCCGGCCCAAUACCUUUGAGCUCAUCACUGUGAGACCACAGAGGGAGGAUGACAGAGAUACCCUGGUCAGCAAGUGCAAGGACACUCUGUGUGUUACAAAGAACUGGCUGAGUGCCGACACUAAGGAUGAGAGGAAUCUGUGGAUGCAGAAGCUGAACCAGAUCUUGGUAGACCUGCGCAUGUGGCAGCCAGAUUCAUGCUAUAAACCCAUGUAAGCCUGCUCUCAUCGGGCACCAAGGGCCAAAAGUAUCCUAGUCUGACGUUCACAUUGACUGUAUAUGUCAGAUUUGGAAGUGCAAUAUGGCAUCAUAGUUACACAGUGUUUACAGAUACAUUUUACAAGUUUGUUGUUAGAAAUUUGACGAAAGUAAUAAAAAAAAUAAAAAAUCAAUAAAGCCAUAAAUUAAGAGACAUUUCAAUUAAAGGACAAAAUGCUUUGCCUUACAAGGGUUUUCAGGUAUGUUUUUGAUACUUAUGUCUGUAAUUUAGCAAGGAUUGUUUGAAGACUAAUGAAAGUGUGUUUGCUUGGUUAGACUGUCAAUUU
Messenger RNA from Sinocyclocheilus grahami, 2837 nucleotides. RefSeq names its product actin-binding protein anillin-like. The transcript has 20 exons. The record is from RefSeq and is a predicted model, not a curated record. Gene Ontology annotation, cellular component: actomyosin contractile ring. Bases 163 to 2508 code for a protein of 781 amino acids. Lineage: Eukaryota; Metazoa; Chordata; Actinopteri; Cypriniformes; Cyprinidae. Gene Ontology annotation, biological process: actomyosin contractile ring assembly; mitotic cytokinesis; septin ring organization.